Hydractinia symbiolongicarpus is the source of this 2634-nucleotide messenger RNA. Its product is annotated as stromal interaction molecule 1-like. The coding region runs from base 96 to 2504 and encodes 802 amino acids. Gene Ontology annotation, cellular component: plasma membrane; endoplasmic reticulum. The transcript has 14 exons. Gene Ontology annotation, molecular function: calcium channel regulator activity; calcium ion binding; protein binding. The record is from RefSeq and is a predicted model, not a curated record. Gene Ontology annotation, biological process: store-operated calcium entry; intracellular calcium ion homeostasis; activation of store-operated calcium channel activity. Lineage: Eukaryota; Metazoa; Cnidaria; Hydrozoa; Anthoathecata; Hydractiniidae.
AAAGAAUCGGUGUAGAAUACACAUGUUAAUUUUCUUUGUCUGUUAAAUUUUUUAGAUUUUGUAAAUAUAUACUUUGACAUGUGACCUUAGUAAUAAUGGGUUACAAAAAAUACAUUCUCGUGUUUCUUUUAUUCAGCAAACGAGUUCUGGCAGUGUCAGAUACAUCAUUUGAUGCCAUCAAAGAUGUACACCAACAUUUAGAUGAUGAUCAUGAUGGAAAUAUUGAUACCAAAGAAUCUGCUAAUUAUGUGGAAACAGAAUCAGAGGCUCCAGUGUCGUCAUGGCAGUCUUCUUUUCAUGAAGAUGACUCCCAAGUAUCUGUUGAUGAUUUAUGGAGAAAAUGGACGAAGAGUAAAGUUUAUAAAUGGAGUAUCAAUGACGUCAUUCACUGGUUGAGAAAUACUGUGAAGUUGCCAGAAUAUGAGAAAUAUUUUAUUCAAAAUAAAAUUGACGGUACAUUAAUUCCAAGACUUGCAACUCCGAAAACAAAUUUUGUUCAAAAAGUGCUCAAAGUAGGAAACGCCAAUCACCGUAAGAAGAUCUAUCUUCGUGCAACUGACCUGGUGUUGUUUGGACCUCCUGAAGAUGAAAAAGUAGAGUCAACAAAAUUAGAAAUGGAUAAAAAUUUUCUUGCUAUCAAAGCUGUACAUGCACACCUUGACGAUGAUAGAGAUGGGAAUAUUGAUACAGAUGAAUCAGUAGAGUACAUGCGAGAUGAGUUGGAAGAAACGAGCACGAAACGUAUUUCCAUCUUUCAUAAUAACGACAAUGAAAUAUCUGUGGACGAUUUAUGGAAAAGUUGGCAAAAAAGCGAGGUCUACAAUUGGACAACAGAUCAAGUUAUUCAAUGGCUGAAAAUUACCGUUGGUCUUCCUCAAUACGAGAAGAAUUUUCGCGAAAAGAAUAUUGACGGAAAGAGCAUUCCUAGAAUUGCAACCGAUACAACGCAUUACUUACAGAAAGAAUUAGGUGUGUCUAACCCAACGCAUCGUCGAAAGAUUUACUUGCGAUCAUCAGACAUUAUUCUAUUUGGUGUGCCAGAAGUUCGCCAAAGUUAUUUUAACGACACGAUUGUACUCAUCGUUGUUUUGCUCGCUUCUCUCGUGUGCGUGUACUCGUUUCGUGAACGCACACGCACGCGUAAGUUGAUGGAGCAUAUGUCCAAAGAUAUGGAAUCGCUGCAACAAGCUGAGUCGACCCUGAAGAAUAUGCAAGAAUCACUUGAAGAUCAAAGGAGACAAAGUGGAGAGGAUAAUUCUGAUAGAGAACGCGAGCUGCUUGAAGAGAUUGAAUCAGCAAAAAAAGAAGCCGAAAGACUUCGCACAGAGAGAGGUAAAAAUCAAGAAGAAAAAAUUAAAUUAUCACUUGUCGAGCAAGAGCUCUCCGAAGUUCGGUUAGCGUUAGCUAAAGCUGAGUUGGAGAUGAAUCAUUGCCGGCUGCGCUCACCGAAAGCGUUACAGCAGUGGCUUCAAAUGACAUACAAGAAAGAAGCGGAACAUUUUCAAUACAAAAAGCGAAUCGCGCUUACUCAAAUGGAGGAGGCGAAAGAAGCGUGUGACAAAGUAAGCAAGACAAGACGCUCUGUUUUUGGUUCGUUACGUUUAGCGCAUGGUCAAACUAUCGAUUCUGUGGAUCAAAAGAUACUUGACGCGCGGAGUGCUUUAGCAGAAGUAACGAACGACCUGCAAGAGCGUCAGGUCCGGUGGAGAAAUAUCGAAGAAAUCUGUAACUUCAAUAUCGCUAAUGAUGGGUUGCUUGCUGCUAAAAAAAUCUCUGAAAGGAAGAGUUCGAUUGGCCAAUAUUUGGCAGACGUUGCAUCUUUCGGUUUAAACUCUGUUCCAUGUAAAGAAUCUCCUCGGUCAAUUCGUAGAAACAGUGGCCAAGAGAAUAAUUUAACUGAUUCCGAGGUUGAAAACCUCACUUCGAAACGCGCUAAUGUAAAGGAGACAGAAUACACGUCGAGUCCUGAAAGUGAAAAAUCUAGUAAGAACAAUAUAUCAGAAGGUCCACAACCUUCUGCGUCGUUGAUCCAAGAAAGUAAAACAUUCAAAAUAGGUCGAGACUCGCCAGUACAGUUCAUCGAGAGCGGGAAAGACGAGUCGAACCAAGGGAGAGAUAUGUUGCGAUCUGCUUCGGAUUAUACACCACUUCAUCGAAGCCCUGAGAGGGUGAUAAUGCGCGCGCAGACGGAACCGAAUAACAUGUCUCGGAUGGCCUUUAUGAAUGGAAAAUUUAGGCAAACAUCCGAACAACGAAAAAACGAGAAUAGAAAAUCGCUUGAUGCUGAAAAGGAGUACAGUGGUAGCAGAAUUGCGGAAUUUAUAAGUUCGCAGGAACUUAAUCGUAGUGCAAACAAUUCUGAUUGCGAAGACAUUUCUUAUUUAUCGGAUGACUCGAUCUCGUCGAGUGCUUCAACGGUUCAUUCGAAGAAGAAACGCGUGAAGGGAUCAUCAAUCCGUAGAUUGUUUAAUCGCAAAUCGAAGUCUGAGAAAUUCGCUAGUUGAUAGUUCAUUCACUUCAGAGUUUACCGAUAUCAACAUUUUGUUGAAUCGAACAGUGAGAAAUUUUACAUCCGAUAUGUUUUUAAUAGGUUUUGUUCUGAAGUUUAAAGAUAAAAAACUAGUAACUAAAUUA